ACGAGCUCCGGGCUGGGUGGCUUAAGGCGGAGCAGCAACAUGGCGUCCUCUGGAGCUGGUGACCCUCUGGAUGCUAAGAAUGGAAAUGCCCCGUUCGCUCAGCGCAUCGACCCGUCGCGGGAUAAACUGACCCCUGCGCAACUGCAAUUUAUGCGGCAGGUGCAGCUUUCCCAGUGGCAGAAAACACUACCACAGCGGCGGACCCGGAACAUCGUGACCGGCCUGGGCAUUGGGGCCCUGGUAUUAGCUAUUUAUGGUUACACCUUCUAUUCAGUGGCUCAGGAGCGUUUCCUCGAUGAGCUGGAAGAUGAGGCCAAGGCUGCCCGAGCCCGAGCUCUUGAGAGGGAGAGAGCGUCUGGACCCUAACUGUGCGUGCGGAUCACCUUCAAACUGCUGAAGCCCCUCUACAUGUUAAGCGAUGCCUGGUGAUCUCACAACAUCGCUGGCUUACUAACUUCGGACUAUGAUUGAGCCCAAGAGGCCAGAGACUCUGCAUUUGGCCACUGCCAAAGGGGGAUUGCGCAUUUCACAUGCAGUUUGUACAGUUACUCAGCCUUAUUUCCUUGUUCGAGAGGUAUGCGACCUUGCCUUUCCCCAAACUCUGUGGUUUACCCCUUCACCUCCCAGGGGCCCGACUGACUGUUAAGGGGGAGGGUGUGGCGUAUCUGCAGAGUUGGAACCUAAAGUGGGAAAGAUAUGGUCAAGUCAAGAGUAAUAAAAUGAGUCAUCUCUCCUGAA
This is a messenger RNA of Mesocricetus auratus (golden hamster), 738 nucleotides long. RefSeq names its product cytochrome c oxidase assembly factor 3 homolog, mitochondrial. Gene Ontology annotation, cellular component: mitochondrial inner membrane. The transcript has 2 exons. The record is from RefSeq and is a predicted model, not a curated record. Gene Ontology annotation, biological process: mitochondrial respiratory chain complex IV assembly. Lineage: Eukaryota; Metazoa; Chordata; Mammalia; Rodentia; Cricetidae. The coding region runs from base 40 to 366 and encodes 108 amino acids.